Messenger RNA from Phialemonium atrogriseum, 1339 nucleotides. RefSeq lists its product as uncharacterized. Gene Ontology annotation, molecular function: oxidoreductase activity. Bases 88 to 1182 code for a protein of 364 amino acids. Lineage: Eukaryota; Fungi; Ascomycota; Sordariomycetes; Cephalothecales; Cephalothecaceae. The transcript has 7 exons. The record is from RefSeq and is a predicted model, not a curated record.
CCUAUACAAUCUCGUACAGGUUACCCGCCUUCCCGCUUGAGAGCCCUCUGAUUGCGAAACGUAUUGGGAAAUAUAGCGACCUCUAAGAUGGCAGUCGAGACACUGCAUCGCGUGCCGUACGGCCCAUCCGUCGACCUCCAACCGCCGUACCCCGAGGGGACAAGUUUUCCACUGUCAUUGGCCCCCAAACCUGCUGAGGCAUCCAAAGAAGCUAUAAUCGAUGCCGUAAGGGAGCUCACCGAGACAGGUCGGCUUCAACGCAUACUGGAAGAACAUGGAGCCAUCUAUUUCCAGGGCCUGGGACUCAAAGACGCGGACGAAUUCUCCGAAUUUGCUCACGCCUUCGGCUGGCUCCCGCACGAGGCCAUCGGGAAUCCCGUGCGGAGGACAAUCCUGGCGAAGAACGUGGCAACGGCGAACGAGGGGCCAAACACGCAGCCCGUGUAUCCUCACAACGAGUUCGGCCUCAGCCCGCACUACCCUGCCUAUGUGCUUUUCUAUUGUGUUUCGGCACCAGAGACUGGUGGGGAAACUCCCAUCAACAAUUCCAUCGUGCUGUACCAUAGACUCAAGGAGAGGGUCCCGGAGUUCAUCAAGGAAAUCGAACAGAAGGGAGUGAAAUACCAGCUCUUCUACCCAAACGGACCAAGAGACCAGAUCUCCUCAGCAGGGACCACUCUCCUUCAGUCCUACGGGAUCCACGUCCUCGACACCGACGACACCGCAACAGCGCGGCAAAAAGUCGAGGACGAGGUCCGCCGCCUGCCCACGGCGACGUGGGUCUGGGAGAACCAGUCCGAGACGAACCCGCUGGGCGACCUCCGCGUCUGGCAACACCUGCCUGCCGUGAGAGCACAUCCCCGGACUGGGGAGCCGGCGUUCUUCAACAACGCCGUGUCGAGGUUCCUGAAUGCUAUUGAUGCUGGCACGCUUGAGCCGCCGCAUCUCAAUGAACAGGGGAGAUACCAGCCUCCUGCGUUUUAUGGCGACGACUCGUUGAUCCCGAGGGAGUACCUCGAGACGGCGGUGGAGAUCAUACAAGAGACCCGGUCGCUGGUGACCUGGAAGGAGGGUGAUGUUCUUCUGUUAGAUAACCACUCGGUUCAGCAUGCAAGGGAACCCUGGACUGGGCAUAGAAAACUCCUGGCGAGUCUUUGGGAUGAACCGCAAGUCUCGGCCUAAUCGAAGUGUCUAGGAGAGGAGACUUGUAGGCUGGCCCUGCUCUUUGUGUUGAUCAGGGGUUGUCCCACUUAGUAAAGAUUCCGGGGAGUUGGAAGACGGCAACUAGGAAAUGGUGUGGGAGGUGGAGAAUGGGGUAGUAUCUCUACUAGAUUGUAUG